AUGAAAGAUGCGGAAAACGCGCCACACGAUGGCAAGAAGAAACAUGAGAUGUUAUGGCCGAUUUUCCAAAUAAGUCAUCAGCGCUCGAGAUACAUAUACGACCUUUAUUACGAGAAAGAGGCGAUAUCAAGGCAGUUGUAUGAAUGGCUUCUCAAGAACAAUUAUGCGGACGCCAACCUCAUCGCCAAAUGGAAGAAACAAGGCUACGAAAAGGUAUUGUCAGAGUUCCUGACUAGGGCUUCCAUAUGUUCCUGUCUCAAACUAUGUCUAUCGACGUUCCAGAUUAACAGUGGAAGACAAGUGAUAUGCUAA
Molecule: messenger RNA, 312 nt
Organism: Aspergillus lentulus
Lineage: Eukaryota; Fungi; Ascomycota; Eurotiomycetes; Eurotiales; Aspergillaceae
Source: RefSeq, a predicted model, not a curated record